Molecule: messenger RNA, 297 nt
Organism: Microthlaspi erraticum
Lineage: Eukaryota; Viridiplantae; Streptophyta; Magnoliopsida; Brassicales; Brassicaceae
Source: the annotation of a GenBank genome assembly
AUGGCUUUUGUGAGAAGUCUAUUGGCUGCAAAAAAGAUUAUCGGUCGGUCAGUAACAGCGGCAUCCGAAACAAGCAAAAGGGCAGCCACGGCGGCGCCAAAAGGGUUUCUUGCGGUGUACGUAGGAGAGAGCCAGAAGAAGAGAUAUUUGGUGCCAGUCUCAUACUUGAGCCAGCCUUCUUUUCAAGCUCUUCUCAGUAAAUCCGAGGAAGAGUUUGGGUUCGAUCAUCCAAUGGGUGGCUUAACAAUCCCUUGUCCUGAAGAUACUUUCAUCAAUGUGACUUCUCGGCUCCAAUGA